Molecule: messenger RNA, 2247 nt
Organism: Strongyloides ratti
Lineage: Eukaryota; Metazoa; Nematoda; Chromadorea; Rhabditida; Strongyloididae
Product: SH2 domain-containing protein
Exons: 2
Coding region: 1-2247 (748 amino acids)
Biological process (GO): small GTPase-mediated signal transduction; positive regulation of peptidyl-serine phosphorylation
Molecular function (GO): guanyl-nucleotide exchange factor activity
Source: RefSeq, a predicted model, not a curated record
AUGACCACUACAUUUGCUUCAAAAAUGAUAGAUGGAUCUGAUAAUUUAAGUUUAAUGAAUGAGAAUAUAAUAAAUUAUAGCUAUGAAUCAGAAAUGAAAUUACAAUUACAAAACCAAAUUUGGUAUCAUGGUUUAAUUAAACGUAUUGAGGCAGAAUUAUUAUUAAAAAAUGAUGGAGAUUUCCUGGUACGUGAUAGUAUAUCUAUAGAUGGUAAAUAUGUCUUAACAGCACAAUGGUUAUUAAAACCAUUACAUUUUCAAAUAAAUCAAGAAAUUAUUAAUAAUAUGAUAUAUUAUAAAUUUGAAGAUGAACAAUUUCCAUCAAUUGUAGAUUUAAUUAACUUUUUUCGUACACAUAAAAGAAAAGUUACUUUAUUAAGUGGUUGCAUUAUUUCAAACCCUAUUACCUGUCAAUUGAUUAAAAAUAAAUUAUCUAAUAAAAAUCACCAUAUUUCUGAAAUAGAAGCUAAUUACGCAAGAUUAUUUAAUUCCUCUACAUCACCAAGGUUACCAAAAAUAAAUCGCAACCUGUCACAAGAAACAAUAUUGUGUAAUGCAAAGAAAUAUCUUAAUAAAUCAGAAAGUAAUUUAAAAUCAUUAUUUGAUACUAAAGAAAAAAUUGAUAAUAAUUUUAAAUCUACAUCAAAUAUUAAAUUAAAUACAUUAUUUUCUAUCCAACCACAAGAUACAAAAUUAUUAUCAUUGUCAUUUAUAAAAGAAAAAGAAGGUGAACAAGAUUAUUGUGAUAUAGAUUACGAUACUAUGGAAAAUUUUCCAUUACCAGUACAUAUUAAACGUCUCUCUAUAAAUAAUGAUGAAAAAAAUAUGUUGUCUAACUUGAAUAAGAAUUAUAGUAAUUCUGUUCAUGAUUUACAAACUAAUUUAGGUGGGAAUAAAAAUGACCACAUUCAUAAUGAUAUUGGAAAGACAAAAUCAUUUAGUAAUUUAAGAUUAAUUGUAAAUCCUACCAAUAAAAGGCCUGUUUCAUUAUCAUCUACAUCUACAUCAUCAUCAACUAAUACUACUAUUUCAAACGGUUCAUAUAAUUUAAAUAUUUCUAAUAAACAUCCUAAAUUUAUUACUCAACCAAGAUCUAUUUCUAGAAUAUCAAUGGGAAAAACAGCUGCAUCAAUUAUUGCUGAUAAAAAAAGAGAAUUACUUCCAUCUCUACCACAAAGACCAUCAGAAGAUACAUUUAAUGAAGAAAAAGUUAACAAUGAAAGUAUUAGUGAAUUAAUUAAACUUGAAAAAGAACUUAAACAAUCUAUAAUGUCAUUAAAUAAUUUAGUUAUGAUCAAUAAUGAUAGAGAUUCAGCAUGUGUACUUGAUACAUCAAAUGAAGGUGACUAUGAUUGUUUACCAAUUACUAAUAAAUGUGGAAGUUUAUCACCUGAUUCUGUUAUAAAUAAUGAGACAGAUGACUCAGAAUCAGAAAGUUCUCUUCAAACAUCUUUAUCACCAAUGAAUAUAUUUUGUGAUCGUUUAAUAUCAAUGAAUGUCAAUACAAUAUGUAGAAUGAUUACUGAAGAAGAUAUUAAAUUAUUAAAUUUACAUUUAGAAGAUAAAAAUGAAAUUAUAAAUUUGUUACUUCCAUAUGGAUCUAUUAUAAGACAAGAGUGUGAUGAAAAAAGUUCAAUACUUUCUGAAAUAGUUAUAAAUACAUUAUAUAAUUCUAGUAAUACAAAAGUAGUAUUAGAAAUUUGGACACGUGUAGCAUCAUCAUUAUUACAUGAUUAUGGUAAUUUAUUUUCAUUUGCCAGUAUCAUGAUUUCUCUAAAACAAUUUUAUGAUGAACAUCAUUAUACAAUUGACUCUGAUGAUUCAUCAUUAAAAUUAAUAAAAAGUUUGUUAACUCCAUUAUUUGAAGAUCUUAAAAAUAGAGGUGAAAUUAACUAUAAAAAUAAUACUGGAACAACAAUGAUUCCAUACAUUCAACCAUUCAUCAAAAUAUACAAUAAUGAUUCAUUUAAAAAUUAUGAAUCAUCUUUGAUUGUCUCCAAUGAAAAUAUUACACCAAUAGAUAAACAAUUAGAUUACAUGUGGACAUGGUUAUCAAUUGGAAGAAAAUGGUGUCAAAACGCCAAUUUAUUUGUCAACAAAGCAAAACUUUUUUACAAACCUGAAAAUGAAAUUAAACAUAAUAUUUUUGAAAUUUCACAAUUAAGAAUGUUAUUAAAUAAUAUAAAACAAGAUAAAAAAAAUGAGAGAUGUUAUACGGAUAAAAUGUAUAUAGAUAAUAAUAAUUAA